This is a messenger RNA of Rotaria sp. Silwood1, 282 nucleotides long. NCBI's taxonomy places the organism in Eukaryota, Metazoa, Rotifera, Eurotatoria, Philodinida, Philodinidae. The record is from the annotation of a GenBank genome assembly.
AUGUUAUUGCUCAAUGAAACGAUGAUCUUAUUAUCGGAUCAAUCUUUAUCAAUAGAAUAUAAACAAACAUUGUGUGAUAUUACUCUUCAAUAUCUUCAUGGGAAUGUUACAGCUGAUUAUGUAUUUAUAUAUUUCCUGGAUGAAGUACAAGACAAUACUUCAAUUAAAUUAACAAAUAUUGAUAAUAUAGGAUCGGAAGCAUCAUCAAAUGAAAUUCAUUCUGACAAAUCUGAUGCAUAUGCAUUUAGUAAACUUGCUCGUGAAAUGUAUUUAUUACAAUAA